This is a messenger RNA of Monopterus albus (swamp eel), 1158 nucleotides long. RefSeq names its product NADH:ubiquinone oxidoreductase subunit AB1b (gene ndufab1b). Gene Ontology annotation, cellular component: mitochondrion; respiratory chain complex I. Gene Ontology annotation, molecular function: acyl carrier activity; acyl binding. The coding region runs from base 69 to 539 and encodes 156 amino acids. Gene Ontology annotation, biological process: fatty acid biosynthetic process. Lineage: Eukaryota; Metazoa; Chordata; Actinopteri; Synbranchiformes; Synbranchidae. The transcript is spliced from 5 exons. The record is from RefSeq and is a predicted model, not a curated record.
CGCGGAGCCCUUGACCCCGUUUCUUCUUCGUCUUAUGUGCUGAGAGUUAUCAGUGUCUUUCCAGCAUCAUGGCGGCUCAUGUUCUGCAGCAGUGUGUCCGCUUAAUCGCACGGCCUACCCCGAGGCUUUGCGCGAGUAACCUGGCUCUCCGAGUGGCCUCCGCGUCGACAGUAGCCGUUCACGGACGCCUUUCCUACGUUGCAGACAGCCGGAGGACGCGGUGGCUCGGUCAGAGCCAGAUGUCUGUGGCGAGUGUCUUGUGUCGACAGUAUGCAGACCUGCCCCCUCUCACCCUAGAGUCCAUCAAAGACCGUGUCAUGUAUGUGCUCAAGCUCUACGACAAGAUCAACCCUGAAAAGCUGCAGACAUCCUCCCACUUUAUGAAAGACUUGGGUCUGGACAGCUUGGACCAGGUGGAGAUCAUCAUGGCCAUGGAGGACGAGUUUGGCUUUGAGAUCCCUGACGUAGAAGCAGAGAAGCUGAUGACUCCUGAUGAGAUUGUACAGUACAUCGCAGACAAGCAGGAUGUUUAUGAAUAAUCUGGUCUAUGGCUCACUGCAGAGAGAGGUUGACCCCAGUGUGGCUUCACAGGAACUACUUGAGGAGCCAACAGGCACCAAACCGUUUCCACCUCCUCCCUGUCAGCUUUUCUGUCCAUACCAGUGUAGGCACCAGAUCAGCUCGGGCUCCUCUGCUUACAGCUGACGUCACACAUUAUGGCUGGUGUGAUAUUUGGUGCAUGGCUGUCACACUGUGUAAACUUCGCACUAAUGUCUCACAUCGAUGUUACAUUGGUAACGGAUCGCUAGCUGUUGGUCAGACAUUACCUAAGCCAGUGCAGCUCCUAGUUUCUCACAUCACUAUUAUAUAAAAUGAGAAACUAGUAGCAGCGCUUGCUUAGGUUGUAGUGCAGAGUCUACAGUGAUGUUCAGCCAAUCAUAUCGGUGGCAUUAGCUGCAAGCACUGGCCCCUGAGCUGACCCGGUACCUACAGCGCCAUUGUUGGAAUCAGCUGCUGUUUUGUGUUGAUGUAAAUGAACAUGUAUUUUGGGAGCACAGAAAUAAAACUAAGGUCACUUUUUUUUUUCCCUUCCAACUCCACCCUGUGGUUCUCAUGUGUAAUUUCCCAAAGAUUAAUAAAGAAGUUCUGUGACUUGGC